This is a messenger RNA of Lachnellula hyalina, 1158 nucleotides long. It is a transcript of the gene RHM52, whose product is annotated as DNA repair and recombination protein. The record is from RefSeq and is a predicted model, not a curated record. NCBI's taxonomy places the organism in Eukaryota, Fungi, Ascomycota, Leotiomycetes, Helotiales, Lachnaceae. The annotation marks the transcript as partial. The transcript is spliced from 4 exons. Gene Ontology annotation, cellular component: nucleus. Gene Ontology annotation, biological process: mitotic recombination; double-strand break repair via homologous recombination; DNA recombinase assembly.
AUGCCUGCACCUGGAGAGCAGCAUCUCAACUCGGGAGGCAAACCCAUAACAAACCCGUUCGAAGAAGUAAAACCCCGAAUAUCCGAAUACACAGCCCAAGAAAUCGCUACCCUGCAAAGUAGGCUCGAAAAACAGCUCGGGCCCGAAUAUAUAUCAUCACGAGCAGGUCCUGGAGGGCAAAAAGUUUAUUAUCUUGCUGCGGAGAAAUGCAUACAGCUCGCGAACGACGUUUUCGGCUUCAAUGGCUGGUCGAGUCAGAUUAUGGAUGUGCAGGUUGAUUUCGUUGAUGAGAAUCCUCAGACAAUGAAAGUUAGUUUGGGUCUUUCGGUUAUCGUGAGGGUUACAUUGAGAGAUGGCACGUUUCAUGAAGAUGUGGGGUAUGGGCAUAUGGAGAAUGCGAAGGGUAAAGCUGCGGCGUUUGAGAAGGCCAAGAAGGAGGGUACGACUGAUGGGCUUAAGAGGGCUUUGAGGAACUUUGGCAAUGUGCUUGGCAAUUGUAUCUAUGAUAAGGAGUAUUUGGGUAAGGUUACGAAGGUUAAAGCUCCGCCUUCGAAGUGGGAUGUUGAGAGGCUUCAUCGACAUUCGGACUUUACGCCUGCCAAGAAGGAGCCGGAGGUGCCCAAACUUAUUGAAGAGAAGUCAAAAAACCUAACCGGGGCCAUUACACCUAGCUUGACAUCUGAAGAUACAUUUGAUGAUGAAUUUGGAGAUUUCGAUGAAGCAGAUUUUGGUGUUGCAGAUCCAGAUGCCCAUCCAGAUGAAGUGGUUUUACCUCCCCAAUCCGCGUCAUCACGACAUUUCAACAGCGCUCCAAACACGGUUCCCGCGAAAACUCAAAACCAACUACAGAACCGGCCUCCGGUCAAGCUACCACAGCCCAUGGCAGUACCUACCGGGCGACCUCAAAACCCAACUCCCCCAAAUCCUCAAACACCAAAUGGUGGCUUCUCAAGAUCAACAAGCGGAGCCAACUCAGCCAUGCGUCCACCAGCAGGGCCUCCACAACAAGCCCAAGUUCACGCCCAAGCACCCCCCGUAGCAGCACGCCGCGUUCUUGAUCAACCAAACCGUGGCCUCGAUCAACCAAACCGAGUUCUCGACCAACCAAACCGUGCUCCCGACCUCAAUCACCCAUCCCGUACCGGCACCGGCACGGGC